This is a messenger RNA of Mucor mucedo, 555 nucleotides long. RefSeq lists its product as uncharacterized. The record is from RefSeq and is a predicted model, not a curated record. Lineage: Eukaryota; Fungi; Mucoromycota; Mucoromycetes; Mucorales; Mucoraceae. The transcript has a single exon. Bases 59 to 289 code for a protein of 76 amino acids.
UUUUCUUUUUUUGUUACUUUACAUCUCUUUUUCUUUUUUUUUUAUUAUAAUUCUCAAUAUGGCAUUUGUACACUCUAAACCUCUUUCCGACCUUCAUAGCAACAGCAGUAGAAAUACAAUCACAUCUACCAUGACGAGAGAAGACUUGAUGGCUCUUGCUCAAAAUGAGUACGCACGACAAUUAUGCAAAUUUACGGAGGCACAGCUAAAGAGAAAUGUACCUUGUUACACCGAACAGCAGAAAUUGGGCAUGGCUACGCUUUCCUCUGUUAAAGCUGCUCAACAUUAAAACAUAUAUACAUAUAUAUCUGUCACUCUAUAGAUAUAUAAACAAACACUCUGUAAAUAGUCCUUUUUUUCUUUAUCAAACCUGUAUCAAAAAAAAAAUUAUCUAAAUUCUCGAACUAUGAUAUUUUUGAUCUAAUAUUACCCUCUUGUUGCACACACGCACACGCACACGCACACACACACACUCACACAUUUUCACAUUUUCACGUUCACAUUACUAAAUAAACCCUGUGUACUGCUCACGCUUACACAUAACUUUUUUCUUUC